Pteropus alecto (black flying fox) is the source of this 2457-nucleotide messenger RNA. RefSeq names its product 3-hydroxymethyl-3-methylglutaryl-CoA lyase like 1 (gene HMGCLL1). Gene Ontology annotation, molecular function: hydroxymethylglutaryl-CoA lyase activity. Gene Ontology annotation, cellular component: cytosol; endoplasmic reticulum. The record is from RefSeq and is a predicted model, not a curated record. The transcript is spliced from 9 exons. Lineage: Eukaryota; Metazoa; Chordata; Mammalia; Chiroptera; Pteropodidae. Bases 155 to 1186 code for a protein of 343 amino acids. Gene Ontology annotation, biological process: ketone body biosynthetic process; L-leucine catabolic process.
GGCGCCGCCGCAGUGCGCGUAGCAUAGCAGAGCCCGCUGCCCGCGCACGAGAGGGGCGCGCUCCCGGGCUGGCGCAGUUUCGCUGCGCGGUACCUGACCCGCAUCCUUCUUCUUUUGGCGCCCGCCUAUCGCCGAGCACAGCCCCGGCCCCGCCAUGGGGAAUAUGCCAUCCGCGGUGAAGCAUUGCCUCAGCAACCAGCAGCUUCUCUGGGAGCAUCUCUGGAUCGCGGAUUCAGUGGCAGGGGAGCUCGACCCCGCGCAGGAAUCAUCCCAGUUGUCUGGACUCCCUGAAUAUGUUAAAAUAGUAGAAGUUGGACCUAGGGAUGGACUGCAGAAUGAAAAGGUUAUAGUUCCUACAGAUGUAAAAAUUGAAUUUAUCAAUCAACUUUCCCAAACCGGUUUGUCUGUAAUAGAAGUGACCAGCUUUGUGCCCUCCAAAUGGGUACCACAGAUGGCUGAUCACACUGAAGUCAUGAAAGGCAUUCAUCAAUAUCCAGGAGUUCGAUAUCCUGUCCUUACUCCUAAUCUUCAAGGUUUACACCGUGCUGUUGCUGCUGGAGCCACUGAAGUAUCAGUUUUUGGUGCUGCAUCUGAGUCCUUUAGCAAGAAGAACAUUAACUGUUCUAUUGAAGAAAGUAUGGAGAAGUUUGAGGAGGUCAUUAAGUCUGCAAGGCACAUGAAUAUUCCAGUACGAGGGUACGUGUCUUGUGUCCUGGGCUGUCCAUAUGAAGGAAGCAUCACACCACAAAAAGUGACAGAGGUGUCUAAGAGACUGUAUGGCAUGGGCUGUUAUGAGAUCUCUCUGGGAGACACAACUGGUGUGGGAACUCCAGGAAGCAUGAAGAGAAUGUUGGAAAGUGUCAUAAAGGAAAUCCCACCCAGUGCUCUUGCCGUUCACUGUCAUGACACAUACGGACAGGCCUUAGCCAAUAUCCUUACGGCCCUCCAGAUGGGGAUUAACGUGGUGGACUCUGCAGUAUCAGGAUUGGGUGGUUGCCCUUAUGCAAAAGGUGCUUCUGGAAAUGUAGCCACUGAGGAUUUGGUAUAUAUGCUUAAUGGCCUGGGGCUCAACACAGGUGUGAAUCUUUAUAAAGUGAUGGAAGCUGGUAACUUUAUUUGCAAAGCUGUGAAUAAAACCACAAACUCUAAAGUAGCACAAGCUUCUUUCAAUGCUUACCUUCAAUGAAUUUGUGACUUAAGGCUGAGAGGAUCCAUUUCAGCUACAGAUAUUCAUCUGAAAAUCAUACUGUCAACUUGUUUGAAAUGUGAAACAGACAAGAGUGGGAAAAAAAAGGUACUUUUACUAUACCUGGAUACAUUUUAAAGUCAACAGAAAGUAAUACCAGUCAUCAAGUAAAUUGCAAGCUGAAGCUAAAUAAUAAAAUUUGUAAACAUGCUUUUAAACAUGGAGAAAAGUCUACUCUUCUGCUCUCAUAGAAAUAAUUUAAUUUAGUAGACAUGAAAAUUGACUUCAGAUUUCCCUAAGUAUCAAAUACUGUGUUAAUACUUAAUCAAGCUGGCUUAGCACAGUGUACAUAUUGUCAGUAGUUUAUGAGCUCCUGCAUAGUAUGCGAAGUGUGUGGCCUCGAUAUUAUGCGUUAUGUCUCUGGAUCUCAACUUCCCAUUUGCCAAGUGAAUUAAAUUACGGACCAAGUGCCAAAUCUCCAUCUGACCCUACGUAAUUUUUAGCAGUAGAACUUUUACAUUUCAAGUAUGGCUAACAUCUGUUAACUAUUUCAAUGACUUUAUCUUGUUCCAAAAGGCUGUGGUCAAUGGCAAAAUGCCAUAUCCUGGAAACAUAUUACGACCUCCCAUGUUUGUUAACAUGCUUCCAGUUUACCAUACUUUUCCUUUCAUCAGUUAUAGUAAAAACCAGCAAUGGUGUUACUCAACUAUUGAGAAAUUGAAGACACGACUUUCAUCCAGAUGUCUAAAUUGCAGUGAUGAGAAUAGACUGAUAUACGUACCAUAAUUCAUGUUUGUAAUUUUCAGAUCACUUCCAAAUUGCCUAAGGAAAUGUCAUUGUGAUUCUAAAACUAUUAAUCAAGUUUUUAAUUCAUGAAAUAAACUGUUUUCCAUUGAUUCAGGGUACUUUGAUUAAAUCACAUCUCUUUUGUUGAUUUUUAUGGUUAUUUUUAAAGUUGAAGUGGCUGAAAUUUUAUCUUUUGUACUAGAAAGCAUUGCCAGAAAUAGCACAAAUUAAUAUACCAAGUUGAAAAGAGGAACAGGAGGACUAUGUUUAGGAAGACAGUUUUGUAACCUAUGCAAGUCAUAUGGGGACAGUGUUAUUACAUGCAGGUCUGAAAUAUCAGUUCUAUUAUUUAUGUAGACGUCUCCAGUAAUACUGGGUGAUCUUUAUCUUUUAAUAAAUUUGACUAUAACAUGAAAUAUGAAUGUGAGCAUUAUGGACUUUCUAUUAAAUAUUCACCAAAAUCAUUAAAAUGAUAAUUCAAUAAA